Molecule: messenger RNA, 3103 nt
Organism: Impatiens glandulifera
Lineage: Eukaryota; Viridiplantae; Streptophyta; Magnoliopsida; Ericales; Balsaminaceae
Product: receptor-like protein 9DC3
Exons: 2
Coding region: 47-2824 (925 amino acids)
Molecular function (GO): protein binding
Source: RefSeq, a predicted model, not a curated record
CAUACUCUUCCACCAAAUAUAUCUCUACAGCAAUUCAACAUUAAUAAUGAAGAGAUUCCUUAUAAUGUGGCUGCUUCUAAUCAUCAUUCUGCAAUUUCAUCAGGUUCUUUCCUCCUCCUCCUCAUCAUCAUCAUCUAUUUCUAUUUCUAAUUCUAAUCAUCUAUGUCCUCAUCAACAACGUCUUAUUUUGCUCCAAUUCAAGCAAAUGUUUAUAACAAUUGCUGAUGAAAGCCUUUGUGGUUAUUUUCAUAAUGAACCAUUUUAUCCAAAGACUCUGUCUUGGAAUGAGAGUAGCACAAAUUGCUGCUCAUGGGAUGGAGUCACAUGCGAUGAUCUUACCGGCAAUGUCAUCGGCAUUGAUCUCAGUUGUAGCCAACUUUCUGGAACCUUGCAUCCAAACACCACUCUCUUCCAGCUUCCCUUAAGAAGUCUAAACCUUUCUUACAACAACUUCCAACAGUCUCACAUACCAUCUUCUAUUGGCAUGUUGGCACCCACCCUCACACAUCUUAACAUUUCCACUUCCAAUAUCUCAGGUCCAAUCCCAUCGGAGAUCGCCCACCUCUCUAAACUAGUUGUCCUUCGUCUUAGUGAGGUUGAUUAUGAUCCUUAUGGUAAUGUAAGCACACACUCAUUAAGGCUCGAACAACAUAACUUUCAGAACAUCAUUAGUAACCUGACACAGUUGGAAAUCCUAGAUCUCCGUUAUAUAAACAUUUCUUCUUCCAUUAUUCCAGAUUUCAUAGUGAAUCUAACUUCCUUGACAUCUCUCAAUUUUAUCGGCAAUAUUGGGUUGUAUGGACAAGUGCCUGAUGGUGUUUUCAACCUACCAGCCUUACAAAUACUAUUCAUAUUUGGGGACUACGGACUCAAGGGAAGCUUCCACAAUGUGAACUGGAAUAUUAGUUCUCCUUUUAAGCGGCUACAACUUUCUAACAUAAGUUUAUCUGGUGGUUUACCCGAUUCAAUUGGUUAUCUUCGCUCAUUAUACUACUUGAGAAUUGAUUAUUGCAAUCUUUCAGGAUCCCUUCCCGGUUCAAUUGGAAACCUCUCCCAACUUAUUGGUUUGUCAUUAAGUUACAACAAUUUUACUGGUAUCAUCCCUCGUUCUCUUCCAAAUCUAAAUGAACUCAAAUUUGUGCUUCUAUCAAAAAAUCAUUUAGAAGGCUCAAUUCCUGUUGGUCUAUUUGGGCUUCCAUAUUUAGAUGACCUGAGGCUAGACAACAACAUGCUUUCUGGUGCACUGUCAUCUAUCUUCUUUCCGCAAUUCAUAUCAAAUUUGACAAAACUUCGUAUACUCGAUUUAUCUUCCAAUAAUUUUGAUGGCUCAUUAUACCUUGAUACCUUUUCAAACGCAAAACAUCUAAGGACUAUUGAUUUGAGCAAUAAUGGAAACUUGUCAGUAGUAGACGCUGAUGGCAAUUUCUCUAGCAUUUCUUCACUCCGUUUGUCUUCAUGUAAACUACAAAACAUUCCUAUUAAGUUUUUGAAGACUUCAAAAAACCUCACAGAACUUUAUCUUUCCAACACUGGGGUUAGUGGACAAAUACCUGAAUGGAUUGGAGAAAUGAGCAACAUGAUCAUAUUUCGUGCAUCCAAUAAUAAAAUUAAAGGAGAGAUCCGUUCUUCUAUAUGUAACAUGAGCUCUCUCGAGAUACUUGAUUUGUCCCAGAAUGAGCUUGAAGGUCAGAUUCAUCCAUGUUUCGGAAAUUUCAGCACGGCACUUUCAGUAUUAAACCUUCGAAAUAAUAAUUUCCGCGGCGGGAUUCCAGAACCAUAUGCAGAGGACAACGUGCUUAGCGUACUUGCAUUGAAUGGGAAUGGUUUACAAGGACCAAUACCAGAAUCACUUUCACGCUGUAAGAACUUACAAGUGUUAGACGUUGGAAACAAUAUGAUAAAUGGAACAUUUCCAAUUUGGGUGGAUGCUCUUCCAGAGUUAGAGGUCCUUGUGUUGAGGUCAAAUAAAUUUCAUGGCUUCCUUGAAUUUUCAAAGACCCCAUCUCCUUUUCCUAGAUUGCGCAUUUUCGACAUAUCCCAUAAUGAGUUCACUGGCCCAUUGCCAUCAUAUUAUUUUAACAACUUCAAUGCUAUGAAGACGGUGAAUCAAAACCGCACAAAUCUGACACCCUUUGCAAAUGGUUAUGAAGUUUCUGUUACAAUGACAAUGAAAGGCUUUGAUGCUCGCAUCGAAGGAUUUAUCUUACAAUCUCGGACAAUAAUUGAUUUGUCAAGCAAUAAGUUUGAGGGCGCCAUUCCGGAUGUUGUUGGAAAAUUAUUUGGACUCACAAUGCUGAAUAUUUCCAAUAAUCGGCUUAGCGGACAUAUACCUGUCAAAUUGGGAAAUUUAAUUCAGCUCGAACAAUUGGAUCUAUCUUCAAACCAUCUUACUGGAGAGAUACCUCAAGAACUUACAAGUCUAACAUUCCUUGCAGUUCUGAAUCUUUCUUGCAAUGCACUAGAAGGACACAUACCUCAGGGUAAACAAUUCAACACAUUUUCAAACACUUCUUACAUGGAGAACGUGGCAUUAUGUGGACUUCCUUUGUCAAGAAAAUGCGAAGGGCAUGAAAUACCAAUACCAUCACCAAAUGAUGAUUCUGAAAAUGAUGAUUCAGAUUAUGCAUUCAUGAACGGGUUCACAUGGCAAGCUGUUUUGAUGGGGUAUGCCUCUGGAAUGAUAAUCGGGUUAGGUGGAGGUUGUCUUUCGUUCUAUACGGGAAGACCUAAAUGGUUUGCCACAAUGAUCGAUGAAGAGGGAUAUAAAAUCAUCAAGAAAUAUAGACGAGUGAGGAGAUUGUCCAGUAAUCUGAGAUUACAUUAAUUUUCAGGUACUACAACAUACAUGUUCUUCAAGGUUUCGAGUUUACUAGUGCAGGGUCAUUUUCACUCGGUUUUGUUUACUACUUAAAUGUUUUAGUUUUACAUUAAUGAAAUAAUGAUGUUACCUUUGAUAAGAAAAUAAAUUGUGACAAGAUUAUGUUUAUAGAACUUGAAUCUUAUAUUUUAAAUAUUGUAAUGCGAUUGUAUAUGCUUUUGUCGUUGUGUUUAAACGACAUUGUAUCAACAUGUAAGCAGACGAAUUAUUCUGUUUUUCAGAUUA